Chlorocebus sabaeus (green monkey) is the source of this 1047-nucleotide messenger RNA. It is a transcript of the gene C16H17orf107, whose product is annotated as chromosome 16 C17orf107 homolog. Lineage: Eukaryota; Metazoa; Chordata; Mammalia; Primates; Cercopithecidae. The record is from RefSeq and is a predicted model, not a curated record.
CCGCACUUACGUGGCGCAGCCGCGGGGACAUGGCGUGGGUCGUGGGCGUCCGCAGGGACACGUUGAGCACAAUGACGCAAUUCAUGACAAUGAGCGUGGCGACCACCAUGACGAAAAUAAGGAACCUGAGGAGCCCAGAAUGCGUGACAUCACCGCUCCCCCUCCCAGCUACGGAAGGCGCCGCGCGCUCUCUGACCUCACAAACACAGCUUCUCCUGGCACGGGUUGGUUACGCCCUCCAGCUGCGCCCCCUGCGCGACGACAGACGCAUCCCCCAGCCCUUCUCCCGUCCUACCACUUGUGGCAGCCAUGAAGGGAACCCCCAGCUCCCUGGACACCCUGAUGUGGAUCUACCACUUCCACAGCUCCACCGAGGUGGCCCUCCAGCCCCCGCUGCUGUCUUCCCUGGAACUCUCCGUGGCCGCAGCCCAUGAAUAUCUGGAGCAGAGGUUCAGAGAGCUGAAAUCCCUGGAGCCACCGGAGCCGAAGAUGCAGGGGAUGCUGCCUGCCCCGAAGCCCACGCUGGGGCUGGUGUUAAGAGAAGCCGCAGCCAGCCUCGUGAGCUUCGGCGCCACCUUGUUAGAGAUCUCAGCCCUGUGGCUGCAGCAGGAGGCACGGCGACUAGACAGCAGCACGGGCCCAGCCCCAGACGGCGGGGAUCCGGGUGCAGCUCUGAGCCGGGUAGCCCAGGCCGCGGGGCAGGGGACUCGGCAAGCUGGGGCUGCGGUGGGCGCCGGCGCCCGGCUUCUAGUCCAGGGAGCGUUGCUAUGCCUGUGUGGACGGGGUCUGCAGGGGUCUGCCUCAUUCCUGCGACAGUGGCAACAGCAGCUAGGCCUCGGAAUCCCCGGAGAACCAGUGAGCUCGGGAUGCGGGGUGAGUUGGGGGCCAGAGGCGGCGAGGCUAGGGAGGCACUGAGCCGGACCGUCCCUCAACAGAGCUACUCAGGAGACCUCCAGGUGACGUCCAGCAGCAGUGAGGAGGAUGACGGACCAGGGACUCCAUCCCCGUCCCAGCCCCACCCGGCGUCCGAAUAAAGCCCAGGGCAGG